This is a messenger RNA of Amyelois transitella, 4010 nucleotides long. It is a transcript of the gene Uch-L5, whose product is annotated as ubiquitin carboxyl-terminal hydrolase isozyme L5. The coding region runs from base 282 to 1253 and encodes 323 amino acids. The transcript is spliced from 7 exons. The record is from RefSeq and is a predicted model, not a curated record. Gene Ontology annotation, molecular function: cysteine-type deubiquitinase activity. NCBI's taxonomy places the organism in Eukaryota, Metazoa, Arthropoda, Insecta, Lepidoptera, Pyralidae. Gene Ontology annotation, cellular component: cytoplasm. Gene Ontology annotation, biological process: protein deubiquitination; ubiquitin-dependent protein catabolic process.
AGAAUUUUCGAAAUGUGUGUGUUAUGUAUAUCUAACGUUGCGAAUUAAAGGGUUAAAUCAAAUCAAUUCUAUAAAUUAUAUUUAGUAAAUUCGUUUGUCUAGGAUGAGUUUAUAGGUUAUGUCAUAGUAUUGAUUUUUGCUGUUGUUGUUCUCGAAACAUUUAGGUAGGUACGCCUAGGUACGCACGCCUACAGCGCCCACGAUCACAAAAUGGAAGCAUUUUAGAUAUAUUCUGAGCAUAUUCCAUAAAAUCAAAAGCAGUUAGUAGGUUCCCCUGCACCAUGGACUCCGCUGGGAACUGGUGCCUGAUCGAGAGUGAUCCAGGUGUCUUCACCCAGCUCAUACGGAAAUUUGGUGCAAAAGGUGUCCAAGUUGAAGAAUUAUGGUCAAUUGAUGAUAGCAUGUUUGAAAACUUAAGGCCUGUGCAUGGUCUCAUAUUCUUAUUCAAAUAUUUACGUCACGAGGAGCCUUCGGGCACCGUGGUUACAGACAACAGAUUGGAGAAAAUAUACUUCGCUAAACAGGUGAUAAACAACGCCUGUGCUACCCAAGCUGUGAUCAGUUUGCUGCUGAACUGCACCCACCCAGAUGUGGACUUGGGGCCCGAGCUCACCAAGCUGAAGGAGUUCAGCAUGUCCUUUGACCCCAAGAUGCGGGGCCUCACAUUGAGCAACUCGCAGACCAUAAGGAGCGCACACAAUUCUAUGUCGCAACAGGUCAUUUUUGAAAUGGACCCUAAGAUGGCUACUAAGGAGGAAGAUGCGUACCAUUUCAUUGGCUACAUGCCCAUAGACGGUCGCCUGUACGAAUUGGACGGCCUCCGUGAAGGGCCAAUAGACCACGGGCCCAUUGCCCCAGAUCAGGACUGGCUCGAUGUGGUCAGACCUAUCAUCAUGAAGCGGAUCAGUGUGUACACAGAAGGCGAAAUGCAUUUCAAUCUGAUGGCGCUGGUGUCCGACAGAAAGAUGAUAUACGAGCGACAGUUGGAGGAGCUGCUGAACGAGACGCAAAUGCUCGGGGGAAUGGAGACGGACGAGCUGGAGAACGAAAUACCCAGGCUGAGGAUGCUGAUUGAGCAGGAAGACGUCAAAAUGGCCAGGUACCAGCAAGAGAUGGCCCGCCGGAGGCACAACUACCUGCCUUUCAUCAUUGUGCUGCUGAAAAUCUUAGCUGAAGAAAAGAAACUGGUGCCGCUGUACGAGAAGGCUAAGGAGCGCGCUUCGAAGAAGGGCACGAAGAAAAUGAAAGUAUAACAGGAAAGUUGGGGGGGCCUGAGGGUGGAGCACGCGCGCAGCUCGCGCCGUGCCCCUCAGGCUGGCCCCUCCCCCCUUCUGGAAUCACACGAACAAAGGCAGUACCCAAUUGGACAUUUAAACGCUUUCCGUGAUCCAAAUGAACUUCAACAACAGUUACAGGACAUUGAUAGGGAAUUCAGGGAGACACAGCUCACGAUCGACGAUGACAUCACUCAGGAUAGGACCCCGAUUAAUUUGGACGACCUGGGUCAGGACCACCAUGAUGAGUUGGACAUUUUGGUUGACGAUGUUGACCCGGAUAUACUGUUGGGACGCGACGAUAUGGAUAUUCACGACAUGAUCGAACCGACAAUGAAAAUGGAUUCUAAUGAUAUGAAUGAUGAUUUUAAUUGUGAAUAAAUUAACUUAUAUAUGUGUUUACGUACAAUUGUAUGUGUAAACUUGAUUUGUGAUUAAAUUUUUCAUGGCUAAUCUAACAGUGUAUUACAAUAAAUAUGUGCGUGUAACUCGGUAGUAUUUCUGAACUGUGUAUUUACUAACUGUGUAAAAAUCGUAACUAACCUGACAUUUUACAGUCAAUAACGUUAUUGAUAACGGUACUGUCAUUUUGAUCUUUAUAAUGUUGAAGUCUUCAACACGAAUUACUAGCGUAAUGCUAUUUACUAUGGGAUAGUAUUUUGACUGCAUUUGGCAAAUUUACUGUACACACACACAUAGUCCCGUUUAUAUCCAUUGCGGGGUAGACAGAGUGGAACAGUCUCGAAAAGACUGAAAGACCACGUUUAGCCUUAUGGUUUUAUGAUUGAAUUGAAUUUUCUAUAAAUUUGAUUAAACAGGUAUGUGUGGUGAGUGUAAAUGAAAAUAUUAGAAGUGAAGGACUUAUCUGGGAAAAAGGCGUGAUGUAUGUAUGUACUGUAAAUGAGAUUAUUUCUUUUAUGAUAUAGCGUUUAUUGAUGAAUCUCGUGUUAUUUUGUUCUUCAUUAUCUCUGCAUAUUCCUGUAAUAUUUUUUGCAAAAGCCAUGCCUUCUUUUUGUAUUCAAUAACUAACUCUUGUCUCUAAAGGGCCGUUGUAGAACACUGUAAAAUUCAUAUAUUAUUGGUUUUUCUCAGCUCGUCCAUCAGAAAAAAACCAUGUUAGUAGGUAUAUCGUUAUCAAACAUCAGCUACUGUGGAUUAAAGGAUUAGGCUUGGAAGGUAAAUAAUAUCACUGGAUUCUGGAGAUUGUGAGGUACAAAAUGAGUUUCAUCAAUAAACAAUGUCUCCUUUUGCAGUAAUGUAGUGCAGUUAAAACAGUUUGUCUGAAUGCGGUCUUAAAAAAAAUAUUAUGUCUAGUAGUGACCAAAAUGUGUAGAAGUUAAAUAUGUAGAUGAUUUCUAAGAUCGCCGUCUAUUUAAUCGUAAAAUUAGGAGCAUAUUCUAACCAAUAUAAUGUCUAAUGAGCUAUCAUAGUCUGUAGUAAGUGUGAAACACUAUAAAACUAAUUUCGCGAUUUUAACUAGUUAGAUGAUUGUAUUACAUGUAAUUCAUAGUACAUAUUUGUAAUAAGUAUUCUUAUAAAGUAAGUAUGUACUCAUAUUGAAAUUGUUUCAAAAUUUUGACCCUUCUACUGACCAACAGAUUAUAAAAAAUGCUUUUGCUCGCAAUUUCGUCCGCGUAUUAAACAAUAAAGAAGACACAAUAUACUGUGUGAUUUUAGACUAAAUUGAUGGUGUAUUAUUAUUUUAAAAGAAUAAUUGUACUUUUAUUGAAUUUGUUUACCGUUAGUCAUUUACUGUCAUCAGUGUCAUGACUGUCACUGUGUACAUGUAGUCAAUGUAAUGUAGCCUGCAAAUAAACAUAACCACCUAUCAAGUUUCUCUGUUGGUGACUGUACAUUAGACACUCGCAUUUUUAGCCCCUAAUGGUAAGUUUUUUCUUUGCUAUACUUUACCAUACUCGUAAUAUAAAUAAAAUCAAGAUGGCGGCGUAUUACGGUGCUAGUCACCAGUAACGGCGCCCCAAUAUCUUAACUACGGUAAGAAUCAUGUUUACUUAGUAAUCCACGUGCUUAUGUAUAAUUAAUAUUACUGUAUUCUCGAUGUAAUAGUUAUAUGUCGUCUGUAACGUAAUAGAAUAAGAAAAUAUGUAUUAUAAUUGUGCAUUGGCGUAGCUAGGGAUGUGCAGAGAGGGGGUCAUCGGGCUUCUGGUAAAUUAAAAUGGAUAUCUGGUAAUAUUUUUUAGGCCCACCUCUAUAUAGAUAGACAUCUAGCUACGUCAUUACGUUGUGGUAACUUCUUACAAAACUGUCAUUUUUAUAUUAACCCUUUUCUGCCUAUCAUUAUAGUUAUAACCGAAAAUAUUCAUUCGAAAUUAUUGAGUUAUUUCGGUAAGCUUUACUUCUAUUUGUAUUAUAUAACAAAAAGUCGGUUUCUUCAUGUCACUCAGUCAAAAUUAUGGGUCUAGAAUAAGACGUAGGUACCUAUACCUAGGUACUCCAGAUUAUGUGAUCUUUUGACUUGAAAAACACGUUGUGUUAUUGUCCAUACAAGACUUGUAAUUAUGGAUUAACUGAAAUUAUGGACUUGAUUGAGAGUAAGUUUUCAAAUGGUAAAUUGUAUAAUUAACAGAUAUUGACUUGAUUGAGAUAAUUUUUUUGUUCUUUUGAAAUAUUACAAAUGUAACUAUUGAAAUAUGAUUGUAAACGUGUCUAAAUUUCACUUUACUUCAUCUGUCGGUCUUCUGUAUUUUUUCAUGAAUAAAUACGGUUCUAAACUAA